GUCAUGCGUGGAUGUGCCAUGUUAGGAGACGUUGACCAUUCCAAAACGAAGAACGAAAGAAAGAGAGAGGAAGAACAAUGAACCGUUAAAAAGGGAAGCAUUCAACAAAGUCGUGGCUGCUCUUUUUCUUUCAACUUUCCUCCUGCAUCUCCAUGUCAAAAACGUCUUCCCAUUUCCUUUCAAUUCUUUUUCCCUAAACCCUUUUCGUCUAACCCCCAGAUUCUCUUUCUAAUCCCAUCAAGCGAUCGAUUGAUUGAUUGUUCCUUUUCUUGAUUGAUCGAUCGAUCGCUUGGUGUUCCCUUUUUCCCCAUUCUCUUUUCUUUCAAAUAUGUCUAAUUUGCAAUCCAAUUUCAAUCAGAAGAUUGAUUAUGUUUUCAAGGUUGUCUUAAUCGGGGAUUCUGCAGUCGGCAAAUCCCAACUCCUUUCUCGUUUUGCUAGGAAUGAGUUCAGUUUGGAUUCCAAGGCCACAAUUGGAGUUGAAUUUCAGACCAAGACGCUUAACAUUGACCAGAAAGCUAUCAAGGCUCAGAUAUGGGAUACUGCUGGACAGGAGAGUGAUGGUUUUCAGGUAUCGUGCAGUGACAAGUGCAUAUUACAGGGGUGCCGUGGGGGCAAUGCUGGUCUAUGACAUGACGAAGCGUCAGUCAUUCGAUCAUAUAGCUAGGUGGUUAGAGGAACUGCGUGGCCAUGCAGACAAGAAUAUCGUUAUCAUGCUUAUAGGAAACAAAUCCGAUCUAGGUUCUCUUCGUGUUGUGCCUACAGAAGACGCAAAAGAGUUUGCUCAAAUGGAGAAUCUGUUUUUUAUGGAAACGUCAGCACUUGAGGCAACUAAUGUAGAGGCAGCAUUCAAUACCAUACUGACAGAAAUUUACCGAGUUAUUAGCAAGAAGGCGCUGGUUGCAAACGAUGAAACUGAUUCUGGAGGAAGCUCAUCACUCCUCAAAGGAACAAAAAUUGUUGUCCCUGGACAAGAGCCUCAAGCUGCAAGCUCUGGUUGUUGCCGGAGUUGACAAAGUAUUCUCCCUUGGUUUCACCAUAUUUUCACAUGAAUUACUCCUUUUUACACUUUACAGCUUACACAAAUACAAAUCCCUCUGCCGCUAGAAGAGCAGAAGAAGAAGAAAGAUAGCAAGUGGUUGAUCUCUAUCUAAUCUUUAAUUUUGGUCUUCAAGAGACUAGUGUAAUUCAUAUACUUUUGAGUUGAUCAUACAAGGUAAAUAGUUCCUCUGCUUUAAGCUUUUUGUUUAGAGGCUUUAUCGUCAACAUAAUCUUCAUUUUGGUUGAGUAAAAUCUUCAUAUUCUCAUC
Messenger RNA from Cucumis melo (muskmelon), 1306 nucleotides. RefSeq names its product ras-related protein RABA4c. NCBI's taxonomy places the organism in Eukaryota, Viridiplantae, Streptophyta, Magnoliopsida, Cucurbitales, Cucurbitaceae. The transcript is spliced from 2 exons. Gene Ontology annotation, molecular function: GTPase activity; GTP binding. The coding region runs from base 441 to 1010 and encodes 189 amino acids. Gene Ontology annotation, cellular component: endosome. The record is from RefSeq and is a predicted model, not a curated record.